UCUCGGAGGAUAAAAAACCCGUUGCGCUCAGUGCUGCAGGUAUCUUAGUGCUCGACUCAAACUGGUGCAAAGGAGGGAUGGCAGACUCUAACAGAACCAACAGCGAAAUUUCGCAUGUCUUCAGGGGAACGUUCGUUCACUCGACCCCGCAGACGGCUUUGGAAAUCCUGGAAGAUGCGCUCCUCGGAGUGGAUACAGAGGGGAAGAUUGCUUUCAUUGGAAAAGGUCUAGAGCUAGACAAGCUGUCUCAGACCUUUGGAUUUAGUGGGACUAACAUUACUCAACUAGCUCCACAUGAGUUCUUGAUGCCAGGACUUGUUGACACACACCAUGCAUCACAGUACAGCUAUGCUGGAACUGCCCUGGACAUGCCCCUACUGCAGUGGCUCAAUACCUACACCUUCCCUGUGGAGUCACAGUUUAAAGAUCUGGAAUUUGCCAAAAACUACACUCAAGUUGUGAGCCGGACCCUGAGAAAUGGUACAACCACUGCAUGCUACCACGCCACCAUACAUGAUGCUUCCCUUCUGCUGGCACAGAUUGCAAGUAUAUGACGUGGACAGCGUGCCUUGGUGGGUAAAGUCUGUAUGGACAGGAAUAAUUCAGUGAAACAUUACAAAGAAACCUGCCAGGAGUCUCAAGAGGAAACCUGUAGGUUCAUUGCAGAGCUCUUGAACAAAAAGUACCCUCGGGUGAAACCAGUGUGACUCCACGUGUUUGCUCCAUCCUGCACAGGAGCCUUAUUAGGACAGCUGGGAGUCGCUAAGAAUAACACCCUGCACAUACAGAGUCACAUCAGUGAAAACGGGGAAGUGAAGCUUGUAAAGGAGCUGUUUCCUGAAUCAGACUCUUACACACACAUCUACCACAAAUACAUGCUUACUGACAAGACAGUGAUGGCCCAUGGCUGCUACCUCACCGAUGAAGAGUUGACUUUGUUUAGAGAAACAGGAGCCUCUGUGUCCCAUUGUCCCAACUCCAACAUUUCGCUGUGCAGUGGAAUUCUAAACGUCCGAAACGUCUUGAAUCAAAAAGUGAAAUUGGGACUGGGAACAGGUGGGAGCACAUUUCACUUUAAGUAUUGCCAGACUGCUUUAGACAAAGUGUCUUACACUGUUAUGAGCAGUAAAAUAUUCUUGAUGAUUUGGAUACUUAAACAUGAAAAGAAUCGAUCUUUACAAGGAUAUUCAGCCUCCAUGCUGGAUGCUGUGAGAGAAGCUCUGGACUCGUCCAAAGUAUUGACCAUCCAGGACCCAGAACACGACACCCUCACCUUUGAGGAGUGUUCAGACUGGCCACACUGGGAGGCAAGCCAAGCCUUAUCCAUGGACGACCAGACAGGGAACUUUGAAGUGGGCAAAGACUUUGACGCUCUGAGAGUAAAUGUAGCUGCUCCAGAUGAACCCAUUGACCUGAUCCAGUGUGAUGGACCAAAGAUUCUUUUGGAGAAGUUCCUGAAUUUGGGUGAUGAUCGAAACAUAGUGGAGGUGUUUGUUGCUGGAAGAAAGGUGGUGCCAUUCACAGAGAAGACAAAAGAGGAGACACUUUGAUCUUCAACACACUUCUACUUGCCUAGAAUGAACUGGGAAAGCCAUCUGAAGGAGGACCUUCAGAAGUGAAACACAUCAAGAUACUAAAUAUGUGCAGCAUAUAAUCAGCUGGAAACACGUGAUUGCUGCAUGUAUUUUGCUGCAUACACACUUCUCAUUUGAUCCUGAGACAGAUGAGUAGAACAUGAAUCAUUGUCAUAAAAACAAUAACUUUACAGCCGAUCCAGAGGAUUUUUUUCUAAUUAGGUUCAGGGAGCUUGAGGCAACACUAUGGUCAGGUGUGCUCAUAUCACAUCUUCUCAAGUCUCCAUGCUUGGUAAUAGGAUUUUACAUAAACACAAGGGACUUGCUGUGAACCUUUCACUUUGACUGUUAAUUAUUGCAGAUAGUUAGUUUGUUGCAUAUCUGACAUCAGAACUGGCUAAAACAGAACCUUUGUAUUCUCUUUGUACAUUGUUGUAGAUUUUAUAAUUGUAUUUACUCUAUUUCUCCCUUUAGACAACCUAAAUUACAAAAAUGUAAAAAUGCUGGUACAAUAAAAGUACAGUAGACUCUGA
Notolabrus celidotus (New Zealand spotty) is the source of this 2107-nucleotide messenger RNA. RefSeq names its product guanine deaminase (gene gda). The record is from RefSeq and is a predicted model, not a curated record. Gene Ontology annotation, molecular function: zinc ion binding; guanine deaminase activity. NCBI's taxonomy places the organism in Eukaryota, Metazoa, Chordata, Actinopteri, Labriformes, Labridae. Gene Ontology annotation, cellular component: cytosol. Gene Ontology annotation, biological process: guanine metabolic process.